Messenger RNA from Pistacia vera, 1193 nucleotides. Its product is annotated as protein LURP-one-related 10-like. The transcript has 3 exons. The record is from RefSeq and is a predicted model, not a curated record. Bases 127 to 1044 code for a protein of 305 amino acids. NCBI's taxonomy places the organism in Eukaryota, Viridiplantae, Streptophyta, Magnoliopsida, Sapindales, Anacardiaceae.
ACUUUAUUUAUUAAUUCUUUCAUAAUAUUGUGAGUGGCCCUUGAUCAUAUAAAUUUAAGCCUCAAACACAAGGAUUUUCAUCAACAUCAAAAUCAAAGCAAUUCUUUCUGCAAACUCACUCUCAAAAUGGCACAUUUAACCAGCAAUUACCCACCAACCGGUACAUAUCCUCCUCCACCAGCACCAGCAGCAACUGGUAUAUAUUUUCCUCCUCCACCACCACCAGCACAAACUGGUACAUAUCCUCCUCCUCCUCCACCACUAGCACAAACUGGUACAUAUUCUCCUCAUCCACCCCCACCAGCACCAACUGGUAUAUAUUCUCCUCCUCCACCAACACCAGCACCAACUGGUACAUAUUCUCCUCCUCCACCACCACAUGCACCAACCGGUAUAUAUUCUACCCCUCCACCAACACCACCACUACCCGUUGCGAAUAGUGUAACAGUUAUAGGCCCCCAAUUUUGCGAGCAUACUUAUCCCGUUGAUCUUGCAAUUGUGAGAAAGUUAUUGACCAUAACUGAUGGAAACUUUGUUGUGCAAGACAUCAAUGGCAACACUCUUUUCAAAGUGAAAGGUGCCUUGUUAACCGUUCAUAAUCGCCGCGUUCUACUUGACUCAGCUGGAAAGCCCAUUGUCACUCUGCGGAAAAAGAUAAUGACAGCUCAUGACAGAUGGCAAGUCUUCAGGGGAGAGAGUAAAGAACCUAGUGAUCUAAUCUUUACUGCUAAACGAUCUUCAAUGUUUCAAUUAAAGACCAAGUUAGAUGUGUUCUUAGCAAGCAAUACAAAGGAGGAUGUUUGUGAUUUCAAGGUCAAAGGAAGUUGGUCAGAACGAUCUUGUGUUAUUCAUGCUGGCGACUCCUCCGCAAUUCUUGCCCAGAUGCACAUGAAGGACACUGCUGAAAGCAUAUUGCUGGGAAAAGACCAGUUCACGGUGACAGUUUAUCCUAAAAUCGACUAUGCAUUCGUAAUCUCUCUUAUUGUGAUUCUUGAUGCAAUUAACUCUGAAGGGAGUGCUGCUGACGUCCUUUCUGAAUUCUGACCUUGAAUUCAGAUUUUCUUUCCUCUUUCGUUUGUAUCUUCUAUUGAAAAAAAAUAAAAGAGUGGUUGAGUGAUUAUUUUCAGUGUAAUAAAAUAUUCUGCUAGUUGUCGACUUUAGACUUGCCAUAACUUGGCUUUCUGGGGCUUGAA